Arabidopsis thaliana (thale cress) is the source of this 1555-nucleotide messenger RNA. Its product is annotated as 2-oxoglutarate (2OG) and Fe(II)-dependent oxygenase superfamily protein. Gene Ontology annotation, molecular function: 2-oxoglutarate-dependent dioxygenase activity; iron ion binding. The coding region runs from base 312 to 1238 and encodes 308 amino acids. The record is from RefSeq and is marked reviewed. NCBI's taxonomy places the organism in Eukaryota, Viridiplantae, Streptophyta, Magnoliopsida, Brassicales, Brassicaceae. The transcript is spliced from 3 exons.
CGUAUGUAUAUUUAAGUUAGAAAAUUUUGUGUGUCAUUUGUCCAUGUAUUAAAUCGAAAUUUGGCGCGUGGAAAUCGUUGCCCAAACAUAUUGACGUCAUUUUUCUUCUUCUUCUCCUCUAUAAUAAAGUAGACUUCUGUGAACGCGAAAAAAAAAAAAAAAACUGUAUCCAAUUUUCUGAUUUCGUUUUUCCUUCUUUCCUUCAAUAAGUAACUCUACACUGAAUCAACUCCUCUGAUUUCUCGAUAAAAAUCUAGAGGCAAGAUUCCCCACGGAAUUAAGGUUUCUUUGUUAACCUCUCCAUUGAAGAUAUGGGGGAACUAAACGGAGUCAUCAUUCCGACUAUAGACUUGGAAGAGGUUUCUGAUAAGAUUCUGAAUCAGAAAAUCCGUGAAGCCAGUGAGAGAUGGGGAUGUUUCAGGGUGAUAAACCAUGGAGUUUCAUUGUCUUUGAUGGCUGAGAUGAAGAAGACUGUUAUUGAUCUCUUUCAACGUCCAUACGAGGUGAAAGUGCGUAACACCGAUGUGCUCCUAGGGAGUGGUUACAGAGCUCCAAACGAAAUCAAUCCUUACUAUGAAGCAUUAGGUCUCUAUGACAUGGCUUCUCCUCAUGCUGUCAAUACCUUUUGUGACCAACUCGAAGCUUCUGCAGAUCAAAGGGAGAUUAUGGUGAAGUAUGCGAAGGCUAUCAAUGGACUUGCAACGGAUUUAGCGAGGAAAUUAGCAGAGAGUUACGGGCUGGUUGAGACCGACUUUUUCAAAGAAUGGCCGAGCCAGUUUCGGAUUAACAAAUAUCAUUUUAAACCCGAAACAGUCGGGAAACUCGGUGUGCAACUACACACGGAUUCAGGGUUCUUGACGAUUCUUCAAGAUGAUGAAAAUGUUGGUGGACUUGAAGCUAUGGACAAUUCUUCAGGAACCUUUUUCCCCAUAGACCCGUUGCCAAACACGCUUGCUAUCAACCUCGGGGACAUGGCUACGAUAUGGAGCAACGGAAGAUUGUGCAAUGUGAAGCAUAGAGUGCAAUGCAAAGAAGCAACAAUGAGGUAUUCCAUCGCCUCGUUCUUAUUAGGACCAAUGGAUACAGAUUUGGAACCUCCAAGUGAGUUUGUGGAUGCAGAACAUCCGCGACUAUACAAGCCUAUUAGUCACGAAGGGGUACGAAAUAUUAGAAUGACUAAAAAAUUGCAUGAUGGAGAAGCUCUCAAGCUUAUAACCCAUGCAGGACUAGAUAAAUGACCUAAAUGGCAUUUUAAGAUGGUAGCGCUAUGGAGCCAGAAAACAGCAAUUUCUUACCUAAGAAUGAGAAAUAAAGAUGUAUUAAAAUGUAUUACCUAUUGGAUUGUUGCAAUAUAUGAUCUUUUUUACCUUGAGAUCUUUGUGGAUGCAAUACUACUACUAUUGAUCCUCUGUUUGUUGGUGGUACUUCUAGAGAAAUUUUUUUUUAUCAAAAUCAUAUUUAGUUACUAUGGAGUUAAUUCUGUUUUUAUAGUUCUAAAGCUCUGUUUUUCUUUGCUUCCAAGUUUCAAAAUAUUCUACUAAAGGUUGCUUAUAAU